CUCAAAUGUCACACGGGAAGAAGAAGCUGCGAAAAGAAUUUUAGAAGAAAGCAACUGCAAUUUUGUCAUAAUCGGAGCUGCAAUUCGCAAUGAAAAAUGGAAACUAGACAGCCCAGUUCCGGUGAUGAGAUAAAGCCAGAGCUGUACUUCCUCAUCUCCAAGUUCCUGGCUGCGGGGCCGCUGGAGGAGACGGCAAAGGUUUUGAUCCGGGAACUCGAGGAGAAGAAGGUCUUGCCGCGUCGCCUCGACUGGCAGGGAAAUGAGCAUGAACAGACCUUUGCCGAAUUGGAACGAAAGUACAAGCAUAUUGGCGCCAACCAUCUGCUCGAAAUAUGUGGACGCCUGGGACCACUGGUCGAUCGCGACCUGCCUCCCAGUGUGCCGGGAAUCAGUUCGCUGCUGGGCACCGGCCGCCAGAAUCUCCUGCGCACCGUGGACACCGUCUACUGUCACCGCUCCCUGAAGGAUUACUGCACCCGCCUCCAUGGAGUUUCUCUGCCGGAUUCGCGCCUGACCAAACCUACACACAACUUGGACCGUGUUCUUAUUGGCCGAGAGCAUGGCGGAGAUGUGCGUCGCAAGCUGCUCGUGCCCACAGACCUUUACCGCCGGACGAAGCUGCUCCGCCGCACCGUGGGUCACCUAUCCUCGGUGUACUGUGUGCUCUUCGACCGCACUGGUCGCUACAUCAUCACCGGGGCCGAUGAUCUGCUCAUCAAGAUCUGGUCCGCGGCAGAUGGCCGUCUACUGGCCACUCUGCGCGGCGCCUCCUCCGAGAUCACGGACAUAGCCAUCAACUUGGACAACACAAUGCUGGCCGCCGGGUCGCUGGAUCAUAUCCUGAGGGUGUGGGACCUGCAGACCACCUCGCCCAUCGCAGUCCUGUCCGCCCACACGGGCAUGAUAACGUCGGUGAACUUUUGUCCCUCGCCGCGCAGUGAUCCCAAGUAUCUGGUGACCACUAGCACGGACGGAUCCAUCGCCUUCUGGCAGUACUCGGCAAAGCGCGGCCAAAAGAUUACAUUCGACCCGAGGCCAUUUCAGUACCACGAGAAGCUGCGGCCUGGACAGGCCCAGAUGAUGUGCACGACGUUUUCGCCGGGUGGCAUGUUCCUGGCCGCCGGCUCAGCCGAUCACCAUGUGCGCGUCUACAUGAUGGGCGAGGAUCCGCCGAAACGAAUCUUGGAGACGGAGGCCUGCACGGAUGCCGUAGACUCGGUGCAGUGGUCGCACCGCGGGCUGAGAUUCAUUUCGGGCAGCAAGGAUGGCACCGCCCACAUCUGGACCUUUGAGUCGCAGCAGUGGAAAAGCGUUAAGCUGUGCAUGACGGAACGCCUGGCCAGCUGCCCGGAACCAGAGGAGGGCAAGAGGCUAAAGGUCACCAUGGUGGCCUGGGAUGCCUCGGAUCGUUAUGUCAUCACCGCCGUCAAUGAUUUUAGCAUAAAAAUCUGGGACUCGAAGUCAGCCAAGCUGCAUCGUGUUCUGCGUGGCCACAGGGAUGAGCUUUAUGUGCUCGAGUCUAACCCAAGGGAUGAGCACGUCCUGCUCUCCGCCGGCCACGAUGGCCAGGUGUUUCUGUGGGACAUAGAGCAGGGCGUCUGCGUGGCUAACUUUUUGAACGACAUCGAUGGCCAAGGCCAUGGCAGUGUGUUCGACGCCAAGUGGUCGCCGGAUGGCACGAUGAUAGCUGCCACCGAUUCGCAUGGACACAUCCUGAUCUUUGGCUUGGGUGUGUGCAUUGAAAAAUACAAAAUGCUGCCCACGGAGCUGUUCUUUCACACGGAUUUCCGGCCACUAAUUCGGGAUGCCCAGCAGCAUGUAGUGGACGAGCAAACGCAGAUAAUGCCGCAUCUAAUGCCUCCGCCUUUUCUGGUCGACGCUGAUGGCAACCCGCAUCCCACCAGGUACCAGCGUUUUGUGCCAGGCCGGGAGAGCUGUAGCUUGGACCAAUUGAUCCCGAAUCUUACGGUGGGCGUGGAUGGCGUUGUAAUCGAAGAUGGAGGUGCAGCUGGUGAUGGCGAUAUUGCUGUGGCCGCUGCACCCGUUGAACCCCCACCCGCACUUAUGUCCCCAGCUGUGGCCGGAGGAGCAGCCGGAGCCAACUACUCCCACAUAGACCGCAUGAUUGCAGCUCUGGCCAAUCGACAGUCGGUUAGUGUCAAUGCCAACGAUGCCAAUCCGAGCAAUGGCAACCAGUCGUUCGAGCGCCUAACCAAUCGUCAACUGCCCGACUCCAAUGGCAGACAAUCUUCUCGUGGCAAUGUUCUGGGCAGUCGCAUGAGCACGCCUCGCCAGGGCUGGGGGGCGCCUGCUGCACUGCCGGCUGAUGAGCAGCCAGGACCGUCUCAACCACCGGUAGAGGCACCAGCAGAAGCAGUGCCGGCAGCAGCGCCUGUCCAGCCGGCACAAGCCCAGCAGGUGCUGCCAAUCAAGUUCAUCCGCCGCACCUAUGUGCGUCCCAUGAAAUACCCCCAGUUGCAGAACCUCAAGCAGACCAUUUACUCCGCCGGCCAGUUUGAGAAGCAAGAGUACAAACGCGAGAUGCGCCGCCGACCCAUCAUGAUCAACACUGCCAGUGCAGCAUCCUCGCAGCAGGCGGGCAGCGUGGGCAGGCCGCGGAAUACCCGUGCCAAUGGAGGCGGCUCAAGAGCAGGAAGAAGACGUGGCGCCCAGGCCGGAGCUGUACAGCAGCAGCCGGCUUACCGCACACGCGCUGUGCGGGAUCAGGAGCCGGAGCGCUACGACGAGGUGGCGCCACCACCCGAAGAAGAGGAGGAAGACGUGUCCAGCAACACAUCCGGCGACACUAGCUAUUCGAAUGUGGAGGAAAACCUGGAGGACAGCAGCGACGAGUCGGACACGGACAGUUCCGAUUACUCGGAUUGGGUGGCGGACACGCCUGGUCCAAAUCUGGAGCCGCCCAAGCGCUCCAAGCGUAAGCCCCUCUCUCGAAGACCUCGCAGCAGCGAUGACAGUAGCGAUGAUGAGAGGGCGGCAGGCAGAGCCAGGGGUGGACAGGUUACGGCCCGGAAGGUUGGGCGCAAGACCGUGUGGUUCCCGCCCACAGAUGCUAAUGGCGAGAUACCGGAGCUGUAUCGUCCGGCUGAAUGGCUGUCGGAGGUGAUUCCUCGCAAGGCGCCCUAUUACCCCCAGAUGGGCGACGAGGUGGUCUACUUCCGGCAGGGACACGCCAAGUACUUGGAUGCAGUGCGCCUGAAGAAGGUCUACAAGCUGUCGCACAGCUCGGAGCCCUGGAACUUUCACACCCUGCGUGACCACGAGCUGGUCCGUGUGAUUGGCAUCAAGUACGAGAUUCGCCCGCCACGACUGUGCUGCCUGAAGCUGGCGAUCAUCGAUGAGGAGGGCAACAUGACGGGGACGUCGUUCAAGAUCAAGUACCACGACAUGCCCGACGUCCUGGACUUCCUCGUGCUGCGCCAGACCUUCGAUCUGGCCGUGCAGCGCAACUGGAGCAUUGGAGAUCGGUUCCGCUGCAUGAUCGUCGACGGCUGGUGGAUGGGUCAGAUCGAAUCGCGUCACGCACUCUCCGCCGACUUUCCCGACUCGUCCUUCAUGUGUUUCCGCGUGCGCUGGGACAACGGCGAGUACGAGUUCAUGAGUCCCUGGGACAUGGAGCCCAUCGACCAGCAACGGGCGCCGGAAGAGGUGGGCGGCGCUGUUCCGGUGCUGCCGGAGGAGAUACGCGCCACCCUGUACCAGCCCAAGUCGGAGGAGUGGCAUCGCGGCGAUCGCGAUGGCACCUGCAGGCGCAUAAUCAACGGAUUGGAGCAGGUAAUGCGUCUAUCCAUUGCGGAGCAUUUUCUGGCCCCCGUCGACCUCAACAUUUAUCCGGAUUACGCCUAUUUGAUCGAAUAUCCCAUCGACCUCACCACGGUAAAGUCGCGCUUUGAGAAUCACUUCUACCGCCGCAUCACUUCAGCCCAGUUCGAUGUGCGCUACUUGGCCACCAAUGCGGAGCAGUACAACCGUCGGCAUGCCAUCAUCGUCAAGCAUUCACGGAUUGUCACAGACCUGUGUCUGCGGAUCAUCAGGGAAGCGGAUGAGAUAGAUGUGGCUGCUGUUUAUCACCAGCUGGCGGAUGUGUACCACUCAUCCGAGUCGGAGAACGAGGCGGACUCGGAUGUGGUGCCAUCGACCACCUCUGGACCAACGACCUCGGCCGCCGCAGCAGCAGCAAGGCAAAGAGUAUCCUCCGCCCGACGCUCCACUCGAAUUCAUUCGGAGGGAGACUGGCGGGCCGACUGCAGGCAACUGCUAGAUCUGAUGUGGGCACGGACGGAUUCGGUGCCGUUCCGUGAGCCCGUGGACACCAUCGACUUUCCCGACUAUCUGGAGAUCAUUGCCACGCCCAUGGAUCUGCGCACGGUGAAGGAGGAUCUGCUGGGCGGGAACUACAACGAUCCGCUGGACUUUGCCAAGGAUGUGCGACUGAUCUUCCAAAACUCGAAGAACUACAACACCAACAAGCGGUCGCAGAUCUAUGCCAUGACAUUGCGGCUGAGUGCGCUUUUUGAGUCGCACAUCAAGACGGUAGUUACCAACUGGAAGGCUGCCUGCAGGCGCGCCAAUAAAAACAAGUCGGGCAGCAGUGGAGGCGGAGGACGCGGUGGCUCCAGCAGCAGCCCCAACAAACGAACCAACAAGGAGCGGUCCACGCGUCGCAAUCAGAAACCAACGGCGGCUGCCAGAAGGCUGCCGCUGGCCAACUCCAGUGAGGAUGAGGACGAUGACGAUGACGACGACGAUGAUGAUGACGAGGAGGCGGCAGCCACGAGGGUUCGCUCCCGUCGUCGGAACGGCGUGGCCGUAAGUGCCAGCUCCUCUGGCUCCAAUCGCGUGACCUCUUCAUCCGCCGCCCAGCAGCGUCGCAUCAAGAGCAGCAGCAGCGAGGAGGAAGAGGAGGAGGAGGAAACCAGUGCGCAGGCCACCUCCGAUGCCAGCAGCGAUGAGGAGGAGAGAGCCCAGUCCAAUGACAGUUCGCCCCAGCAGGCACGCACGCGUCGAGGCGGCAGGCAGAGGCCACGACUGAGCGAUGACUCCAAUGCCAAUGACUCCGAGGACAGCUACAAUCCCAGCAGUCGCCGACGGCCUGGAGGUAAGCGACCGUCCAGCAAGAGGCCGAACAACGGCCACUCCAGCAAGCGGCGACGGUUGAGCAAGAGUCCAGCCACUGCUGCUGCUGUAGCGGCCGCCGGUUCGCCUCGUCGUUCGCGUCGCGUCAUCGGCAGUUCCGCGGAGGAGGCGGCCUCCCACUCGCAGAACGACGAGAGCACUCAGGACAGCCAGGUGGGACGUCGAAAGGGUCGCUCGGCAACGAGCCGGUCCCAGCCCACCGACAAUGGACCCAGCACGAGUGCCGCAGCGGCUGCCAGCGCCAGCUCCAACCUAGAAGCUCGAUCGCGAAACACUAGAGCCAACGGGAGCAGGACUUCGACACAUCUGGCCGCCGAAAAUGACCACAGCUACCACCUGCCUGUCCGCAACGGCCGCAUCAUCGAGUCCGACACGGACUCUCCAGUGAUCAGGCCCACUCGGCAGAGCGCCAAGCGGGCGCUGAUGGAUUGGGGACGCGGGAGCGACAUCGAGGAAGAGGAUGAGGAGGAGGAGGAAAGCGAAGAAGCCGAAGAGAUACUGCCAACGCCCACGAAGGACGACGUGCCCUCUACCAGCCGAGCCGCUCUGGCUCAGGCUGCAGCUGGUCCUGUCCGUCAGCUGCGCACGAACCGCAACACCGUCGUGCGACCAGUCCAGAGCGACGACGACGACGAUGACGACAGUGACAACGAGCCGCUGGCCAACAAUCAGCAAAGAAACUACCAAUCACCUGCAAAAUCAAGCUCAACGUCCACGGCAGCUCCUCAUCCGCUGUCCCUGCGUCGUCGCUUGGCCUCGCCGCCAGAACGGAACACACACAUGACCCGCUCACAUGCCACCUCCACCACGACGUCCUCGGCGGCGGGCUCCCGGGCAGAGCAUCAGCCGGCGGUGUCCACCCACGACCACAACUACCUGGGCAAUGUUAAUGCAUCGAGGGCACCGCGACGCAUUUUGUCGCGCCAUCAACGGAAUGCCGACGAGCUGGACUCCAGUCUGGAUGUUCUGGAGAACACGCGUCUGCUCUCAGCCAUAGCCAAUCACCGACGACCCACCUCCACCACGAAUAGCACUAGCAACAGUACCAGCAACGUGGUCACAAGGCGUCUGCGUGGACGCGCCAGUCAGCAGAACUCCCACGACGAGGAGCACGAGGAGGAGGAAGCGGCUGCCUCCGACGAGGGAACGGAUGGAGGCUCCAGCUCGCAGAGCUACGAGGAUGAGGACUCCGACUCGGAGGACAAUCAGCCAUUGACCAGCUACGUCUCGCCCAGCAACGGCCGCACCCGUCGCAAGGCGAAAACUUCCUCCUCCUCGGCUACCACGCAAGAUCGCCCGUUGCGACGCACCCGUCGCCCGCCGUCCAAUAACUCCUUUGUCAACGACAUCGACGACGAUGACGACUAUGUGGGACCGCGAAGUCGUCGGAGCAACCGCAGCGGGAAUCAGCGCGCCGGUCGAAACCAAAAGAGACCGCGGUAUAACGAGCAGUCCGAGGAGGAAGAGGCGGCGGCAUGCUACUCACACCGGAGCAAACGAGUCCGUAAUGGGGAAGCCCAUGCCAGCUCCCAGGAGCGAUCACAGACCUCCGCCGAGCAGGAGCCGGCGGAGGACGAGGAGGAGGGCAGCUCGGUGGACUCGGAUGACCAGCGGGUGACCGUGAGCAGCCGGGGCAGGGUGCGCAAACCUUCUGCCAAGGCGCGCGGCAUCUUCAAAGAGUGACCGCAGACUGUUUUAUGUAUAAAUUAAAUCUAAUUGCUUAUCCAAGAAACCAUUGUAACAUUUGCUAGCAUCUUAUUUCUUAUUAUUGAUUAAUAUGUAAGAGUAAACCACAUCACUUGUCAUUGUAACUGUCGGUAUCAUCGUACCACGAUCAUUGUCCAGUCCCCAAGCCACCACCCCAAAACCCACCCAAAUCCGUCACAUCCCUAUGCCUAAACGUAAAGUGUUAAACCCAUGUCCAUCACACACAGUGGCAGAAUACGUUCGAUUUUUGUUCAAGUCUUAAUUUCAUUAAUGGCAUCAACCCUACAUUCUAUGUGUAGAGAGGGCAAGGCCAAAGCAACGUUUUAUAUGUAUUUCUAUAAUAUAUAGGUACUGUCAUACAUAUAUAUUUAAAAGGUAGCACUCGGAAUCACACUUCAUUUAAAAUAGUUUUAGAAUAAAGUAUCAUGAAAAAACACUGUA
This is a messenger RNA of Drosophila gunungcola (fruit fly), 7302 nucleotides long. RefSeq names its product bromodomain and WD repeat-containing protein 3 (gene BRWD3). Bases 97 to 6837 code for a protein of 2246 amino acids. Gene Ontology annotation, molecular function: protein binding. The transcript is spliced from 15 exons. Lineage: Eukaryota; Metazoa; Arthropoda; Insecta; Diptera; Drosophilidae. The record is from RefSeq and is a predicted model, not a curated record. Gene Ontology annotation, biological process: regulation of transcription by RNA polymerase II; regulation of cell shape; cytoskeleton organization. Gene Ontology annotation, cellular component: nucleus.